Molecule: messenger RNA, 823 nt
Organism: Danaus plexippus (monarch butterfly)
Lineage: Eukaryota; Metazoa; Arthropoda; Insecta; Lepidoptera; Nymphalidae
Product: EKC/KEOPS complex subunit Tprkb-like
Exons: 1
Coding region: 257-787 (176 amino acids)
Biological process (GO): telomere maintenance via recombination; tRNA threonylcarbamoyladenosine modification
Cellular component (GO): cytosol; EKC/KEOPS complex; nucleus
Source: RefSeq, a predicted model, not a curated record
AACGAUGGUCUGUCAGAUAUCAACUCUCAAAGUGUCAUCUUAGGUAAACAAGUCAAAUUUAAAUAUUUUUAAAUCCUAAAUUUUUGACACUAUAAAUAUGCGUGUCUAUAUAAAUAAAAUUAAGCAUCUUUAAGUUUUGUCCAGUAUAUUUUACAAGACUUGGCGAAGCGAAAUUCCCAAGAGAUCAUCGUUCUUUACAUAUAAAAAGUAACCUUAAAUCCCUUACAGCUCCAUUAUUAUACUUUCACAUUCUGCGAUGUCUUCAAAUGUAUAUUCGUGCCCACUUGAUCCAGAAACUCUUCAAAGCCUCAAGAUAUAUUUGUUCAAAGACGUGAAGAAUGUAGAAGAUAUAAGAAAUAAUGUUAUAAAAGGUGUAUGGAAAUGUGCUGUCAUUAAGCCAAGUCUUAUAGUAGACGUCUUCCAGGUCGUAGUAGCGGCAAAUCGAGCUGUUUUGUCAAAGAAAUCAAAUAAUAUGGUGACUAAGACUGUAUAUUCGGAAAUACUAUAUAACUUGUCACUAACAAAAAAUAUCACCCAAAGCUUAAGUAAGUUUGGUAUUGAGAAGGACAAUAAUAUACUGAUAUGCUUUUUGGUUGACGGGGAAGAUGAAAGUGAGAGUAUAGUGAAGGAGAUACAAGGAGAAGCUUGUCCCAUCAGCGAGCUGAGGACUUUGACUAAUAUGAAAGAAGUAAAGAGCGUAUAUAAAUUAAAUAACAUCAAAACAGAAAUAGAUUACCUCGAUGUGAUUGUAAGCAGGAUGGUCACGAAAAACUUCGUCAGUCAUUAAACGCUUUGGGAUAUGAAUAAUAAAACAAACAAAUCA